Hevea brasiliensis (rubber tree) is the source of this 1016-nucleotide messenger RNA. RefSeq lists its product as uncharacterized. Bases 45 to 770 code for a protein of 241 amino acids. Lineage: Eukaryota; Viridiplantae; Streptophyta; Magnoliopsida; Malpighiales; Euphorbiaceae. Gene Ontology annotation, molecular function: growth factor activity. The transcript is spliced from 5 exons. Gene Ontology annotation, biological process: regulation of root meristem growth. The record is from RefSeq and is a predicted model, not a curated record.
AACCCACUUUAUGUUUCUGCUAGUCUCCUCUCUUUUUGCAGUUGAUGAAAUACGGAAACACAAAAAAGAAAAGGAAGAAUCAUCAAAAAAUGGCGUUUAUAAGAUUAGUACUUGGGCUUCUCUUUGUUGUGAAUGCCCCUAGAGACUACUCUUAUGCACAUGCUCACCAAGAAGAGUGGGAGAUGGAUAAAGAUAAGCUUGUGGUGCGUGAAGAUAUUAUGUCUUCUCAAAAGGAACUUGUUGAUGCUUUCACCACUACCAGCACAAGGAAGCUUGGAUUUGGAGGAAGGAAAAUGGUAGCUCAUGAAGGGCUGAUGAGGAGAAAAUUUGAGAAAGAGCAAAGUACUAUUCAAGAAGGGGCUUCAGAGGAUAUCUCAGGAGAACAGAAUCAUGCUUCAGUCAAGCCUCUUCAAGAAUCACAAGACCAAUAUUUGAAUUUGAAUGAUCAUAAGAAGAACAUGAGCAAUUUGAAGCGAAAGACACAAAAGUCAGACAGCUGGGGAAGUCCAAGGAGUGAACCAGUCCAUCUCCCAAACACCAACGCUAAGCACUUUUAUCAAGAUUCCAAGAAACUGCCAACCAACGCCAGCUUGGAAAAUCUUUCAAGAUCUGACAAGCUACUCUCUCAUCAACCUCAAGCAACAGUUCCAAAAAGUGAAACGCAAAGGCUUCUUGAGGCAACUAAAGAGAUAGUAAACUUGAUGGCCAGAGAUUAUAAGGGAAUGGCUCGCCGCAAGCCCCCAAUCAACAAUCAUGUGCCUAUUCAUUGAGAAUUAAUUAGUAGUGUUACUUAAACCCUAGCUAGAUGGGCUUCUGACUCACAAUUUUGCCCCCCUAAAUAGAAAGUGAAGUCCCUGAACCCAUAUCUAGGAGAUACAACUACUUUGGUAUUGGUUUUGACAAUGGCAUGCAUAGGAAAAGGAAACUUUUUUUCCCUUCUAACCUCACACUUAGAUGCAGAAACAUAUACCUUUUGUAAUGUUUAAUUUCUCAUGUAUGAUCCUGGCAAGACUGUU